UCCUGUCGACAGCAUUUCCAUCCCCUCCAUUUCUUUUGUUUCUCUGUCUCUGUCUGUUUAUGUUUAUGCUCUUAAAAAAACAAGGAAAGAAAGAAAAAAGAAAAGUUUUUGUGAAUUGGAGUUUUCUGUGAACUCAAAGCUCUUUUCUCAUGGCCAAGAAAACUUCCUUUGUGCAAUGAAUCUAACACCCACAAAAAACUCUCCGGUGUCACCACGCCGCCGCGGGGGCAGUCGCAGGUCAAACUUCGGGGUCCCGAUGACGACUCCUCUGCUCCGGUGGAAGUUAGAGGAACGCCAUGGAUCUCGGGGACGUAAUCGAGUUCAAUUUCAGGCCAGAAAGCUCGCCGCAGACCUCUGGCAGCUUCAUUACAAGGAAAUUUCAGGGGGCGGUCGGAGAGAGUCUCAGGGAGAAAUAAGGGAUGGGCGUCGUGAUGAGAGGCGUCGUUGUAUUGAUUCCUGGAAUAAAGGAAUGAAGAUGAAGGCAGCGACAGAAAAUUGGAACCACGAAACCCCAAACGAAGCAGAGGCGGCGGAGUUCGGUAGACUUUACAGCCACUGUGGCAGCGAAGAUCAACCGUUCACGACGGCCUCCACCGCUUCUGAUCUGAAAGAAGAGCUCGCACUGGCCCAAACACGGAUCCGAAAGCUAGAAUCCCGGCAACGAAACUCGAAGAAAAAAAUCGAACACUUAAGAGGAAAGCUAGAAGAAAAUAGAGCCAUAUGGAAGAAUCGAAGGCACUUGAAACUCGAGGAAUUAAACCAAGAAAGAAAAACCCAUCACAGAACAGAAGCUCUUAAAGCUAAUUUGAUAAAGGACUUGGCGGAAGCCAAAGCGAAGGUUGAGAAAUACAAGCAAGAAUACGAGAAAGAAAAGAAAAACAGAGAGUUACUUGAGGAGGUCUGUACGGAGAUGGCGAAACAAAUUGUGGGAGACAAAGCAAAAGUGGAAUCUUUGAAAAGGGAAUCAAUGAAAUUAUGUGAAGAAUUAGAGGAAGAAAGAAACAUGUUACAAAUGGCAGAGGUAUGGCGAGAAGAAAGAAUUCAAAUGAAGCUGAUUGAUGCAAAAUUGGCUCUAGAAGAUAAGUACAUUCAAAUGAACAAACUCAUAACCGAUCUUGAGAAUUUUCUGAUGUCAAGGAGUGAGAAAUUGGAUGAGAUGGAGAUAAAGAGAGGUGAAUUGAUUCACGAAGCUGCUAAAUCGUUAGACAUUGAAGAAAUCGAGGGGUUGUUUUACGAGCAGAAAACACAGAGCCUUGUUCUGUCUCUGCUUGAAGAUUUGAAGGAUGUGAGCAAAUUGGAGGAGAAAUGUGAAGAGAUUAAUAAUCAUAAUAAUAAUCAGUCAGUAGAAAAUGAGUUUGUUUCUGAAGGAAAAACAGAGAUUGUGGAGAACCCAUUUGAAGAUCGUUCGAAAAAGAAGGUUAAUGGAAGUAGUGGAAGGUAUUCGAAUAGGACAGUGUCGAGUGAAGGUGGGGAGUUGAAGGGGGGGUGUAAUGAGUCAGUGAGUCGGAGGAACUCGCAAAAUCCGCAUAUCAGAAGAGGAACACAUGGAUGUAUUGAAUGGCCAAGAGGGAUUCAGAAAAAUUGCUUCAAGAUUAAACCUUUGGAUGCAAGGAUUCAAACCCAAAAACAUCAGCUCCGCUAUAUUCUUAAACACAGAACCAACUGAAUGUUGUUGUUUUUUCUCUUUUCAACAACCUAUAAAUUAAAAGGAUGAUCAAUUUCUUUAAUUAUAUCCCUUUAAUCUUUUAUUCA
Molecule: messenger RNA, 1752 nt
Organism: Cucumis melo (muskmelon)
Lineage: Eukaryota; Viridiplantae; Streptophyta; Magnoliopsida; Cucurbitales; Cucurbitaceae
Exons: 3
Coding region: 176-1666 (496 amino acids)
Source: RefSeq, a predicted model, not a curated record